Messenger RNA from Antrostomus carolinensis (chuck-will's-widow), 1235 nucleotides. RefSeq names its product protocadherin-15-like. The transcript is spliced from 9 exons. The record is from RefSeq and is a predicted model, not a curated record. Gene Ontology annotation, biological process: homophilic cell-cell adhesion. The annotation marks the transcript as partial. Lineage: Eukaryota; Metazoa; Chordata; Aves; Caprimulgiformes; Caprimulgidae. Gene Ontology annotation, cellular component: cell-cell junction; plasma membrane. Gene Ontology annotation, molecular function: calcium ion binding.
GUACUCCUGAGGAUUAUCCACAGUAUUUCCAUAUGAAUCUCACAACAGCUGUACUCACACUCCUAAAGCCAAUAAAUAGGGAUUUACACCAGAAGUUUGACUUGGUUAUUAAGGCUGAACAAGACAAUGGCCAUCCUCUUCCUGCUUUUGCCAAUCUGCAUAUUGAAGUCCUUGAUGAGAACAAUCAGAAGCCUUACUUCACAGGAUCUGCAUAUGAGGGCUUCAUCCUGGAAUCCUCCCCAGUGGGAACGACCAUCUCUGACAACCAGAAUCUAACUUCUCCGCUACAAAUCGUUGUAUUGGACAAUGAUGUGGAGGAGACUAAGGAUCCCCAGCUCCAUCUCUUUCUGAACGAUUACAAUACGUUUUUCACUGUGACUCAGAGUGGCAUCACCCGCUACCUCACCCUGCUGCAGCCCGUUGACAGAGAAGUCCAGCAGCUUUACACCUUCUCGAUGACAGCUUCUGAUGGUGUACAGGAGAGUGUCCCGGUGACAGUCAAUAUCCUGGUGAUUGAUGCAAAUGAUAAUUCUCCAACCUUCUCCAAUAUAUCGUACAAUGUCAAGAUUUAUACAGAUAUGAAGCCUGGGGAAGGCGUUAUAAAGCUCACCGCUGUAGAUGCGGACGAGGGACCCAAUGGACAGAUAGUAUAUGAAAUUUUGGCUGGGGAUCAGGGAGACUUCAUCAUCAAUGACCGAACAGGCCUUAUCACCAUUGCUCCAGGAGUUGUAUUGUCAGUGGGGCGAUCCUAUGCUCUCACUGUCAAAGCAUCUGAUAGUGCUCCUCCUGCGCAGAGAAGGAGCUCUAUUACUACUGUUUACAUUGAGGUCCUUCCACCCAACAACCAGAGCCCUCCCCGCUUUCCUCAGCUGAUGUACAGCCUUGAAGUCAGCGAGGCCAUGAGAAUUGGAGCUGUUUUGUUAAACCUGCAGGCUUUUGAUAGAGAGGGUGACCCUAUAAGAUACCUCAUUCAGAAUGGCGAUCCUCAACAAGUUUUUAAUCUCUCUCAAAGUUCUGGACUGCUAGCCUUAGGAAAGCCCUUGGACAGAGAAAGCACUGAUCGCUAUAUUCUGAUUGUUACAGCCUCGGAUGGCAGACCAGAUGGGACCUCAACUGCUACUGUUAAUAUAGUGGUGACGGAUGUAAAUGACAACGGGCCAGUUUUUGAUAUGUUUCUACCUAAAAACCUGUCCGUACAGGAAGAGGAAGCCAAUGCUUUUGUGGGUCAAGUAAGG